AGACACAACUAUUGGUCAAUUGACAGUGAAGAAAACAACACACAUAUUUACAAAACUCAACUUAUCACUAAACCUAGUCAACUCCGUUAUCUUACAUCGUAUCCAUCCAGCAGAGUGCAGACGGUGGCAUUUAAUUGAACCAUCCACUCAUCGAAAGUUACCAGCUAGUCCGCCAAUGCCAAUAUGCUGGUGCUAGUGUUAGGCGACCUACACAUUCCCCACCGGUGCAGCAGUGUUCCGGCCAAGUUCAAGAAGCUGCUGGUUCCGGGGCGUAUACAUCACAUUCUCUGCACGGGCAAUCUGUGCAGCAAGGAAUCGUACGACUAUCUGAAAACGCUCGCCAACGAUGUGCACAUCGUGCGGGGUGAUUUCGACGAGAAUACCAACUACCCGGAACAGAAGGUCGUUACGGUGGGACAGUUUCGAAUCGGACUUUCACAUGGCCAUCAGGUGGUACCGUGGGGUGAUCCGGAAGCGCUAGCGCUCAUCCAGCGACAGCUCGACGUGGACAUACUGAUAUCGGGCCACACGCAUAAGUUCGAGGCGUACGAGCACGAGAACAAGUUCUACAUCAAUCCGGGCUCGGCAACCGGUUCCUACAACCCACUGGACACGUCCGUCAUCCCGUCCUUUGUGCUGAUGGACAUCCAGAGCACGACGGUCGUAACGUACGUGUACCAGCUGGUGGGGGACGACGUGAAGGUGGAACGAAUUGAGUAUAAGAAGAAUUGAACUCGGGCAGCACGAAUUUCCCUCCCGCUGGGGGAAAAAAAGGCCGCCAAUAGGUACCAUAAAAAUCGAAUAACACGACAGAUGUUUUGAAUUUGAAGUAUGCAUAAAUAUAAUUGUAUUCUGUAUUGAACGAAA
Messenger RNA from Anopheles stephensi (Asian malaria mosquito), 867 nucleotides. RefSeq names its product vacuolar protein sorting-associated protein 29 (gene Vps29). The record is from RefSeq and is a predicted model, not a curated record. Gene Ontology annotation, biological process: intracellular protein transport; retrograde transport, endosome to Golgi. NCBI's taxonomy places the organism in Eukaryota, Metazoa, Arthropoda, Insecta, Diptera, Culicidae. The transcript has a single exon. The coding region runs from base 184 to 732 and encodes 182 amino acids. Gene Ontology annotation, cellular component: endosome; retromer complex.